AUGCCAGUGGACGACGAGUACCGUAAGCAAAUCCAGGGAAAAGUGCAAGACCUACUUUCCGAGCGCCACGAGAAGCCUACGUUAAGACUUGUUAUCGAAGCUGUGGUUGAGGGAGUGAGGUUGUAUCGAAGUUAUCAGGAGAAGAAAGCGACGGAAGAGAAGGAUAAGGGGAAGGCUCUUGGCUUUGGAGAUCAUUUCAUGAAUACCUACAAACACAUCAAAGCCGAGCAUGAAGCCGGUCUCCGAACUAAGGGUAUGUUUGAGAAAGCACUAGAUGAAAUGCGGAAGAAGAAAACAGACGCAAAUGUUAGCAGUGGCAAACAAAAGAGUAGUCGAACGAAAGAGAGGGAGAAGAUCCGAAAAAGUGAGCCAGAAAGAGUCAGAUGGGCUGAGCGAUAUCCUGGAAAGACGAGUGGCGACGAGUGGAAACCGAGUGUUGCUGAGACUAAGGCAUGGGAGCAUCAUCGUCGUGAAGAAGAGGAGCAUCGAAGGAGCAAGCCGAAUAAAGGAAGACGAAGAGAAGAUACUGACCAGAGGAAGGACGGGAGCUCACCGUUUCUAGGGAUACGUUUGCAGCCUCCUACAUCUAUCGGAACUCCUCGUCGUCAGCCGCCUCCUGUUGCUCGCGAGUUAUUGCAUUCUACUCCUCCGAACCAUCCACAUCCAUCUGCUCCAGAACCGCCUAACUGGCAGCAUACGCCUCUCCAACCGCCUUCACCCAUCCAUGGUGGGGAAAUUUACGAGCGUGAGGCUUCACUAUCGCGAGAGCCCAGUGCUCGAGGUGCGGACGAUCGGUCUGAAGUUGGAGUAGCAGCGAGCUACUACGAACAAGCUCCACGUUCACCAAUGCCAGGAAGUUAUGAAGAUAUCGAGAAGGCAGAACAUAGAGGAUACGAUGAAGCGCCAUACACGAACAUACCUCCUUCUCCCAUCAUACCCACAUACCCAGAUACGCCUCCUUCUCUAGUCGAAUCAGAAGGUCCUUCAGGCUCGUCAUCACCAAUCAUGUCGCAUGCGUCACGAGCUGCAUCACCUCCGCCUCGAUUCACGCCCGCAUUCUUGCGAAUUAUUCCGAUGCCGGCUCUCCAGCAAUCGGCACUUCCUAUCCCCCCUCCUCCUCUGCCAGGACCAGCAUCGCCUCCGCCCAGACCUCCUCCAGCCCCUCCGCUAUCUGCAGCGAGGCUGCCAAACAAUACUGGGAUGGCCGGUUUGCUUGUUGAUAUCCAGGGCGGGCUCAAAUUGUGCAAAGUAGCAGAUUCAGACAAGAGAGACAACAGUAAUAGCCCGAGAGCCGGCAGGGUAGUGUACGAGGAGACGGCACACAGUCAUGAUGUGGAAGAACAUGAGCGAGCUCAGGCCAGGGGAGCAAAUAACCAAUCGCCAUUUCGCGGAAACAGUGCAUGGAGCACCGUCAUUUCUGUAAACGAAGAAGACGAUGUACAACCAGAAUCUAACAAGGCAUUCCAAGAUCAGUUGGCAAAAGCACUUCAGGCGAGGGCAUCGGGUUCAGGUACUGGCACUCCUGUAACACAGCCUCGAAGGGGUUCUGGCGAUAGCUCACUAACAGCGAGCUAUAGGACGUCGAUGAUUGCCAAUGUGUCUUGGAAAUUGCAGGGCGAGAAGACUCCCCCUCAGCAGUUUUCCAAAUCAGAGAGUGGCGAGGAUCUAAUCUUUACUUUGGCGGCACAUAUUGCGCAACCGGGUUGGAGUGUUCGGUGGGCUGGAUAG
Messenger RNA from Alternaria atra, 1728 nucleotides. RefSeq lists its product as uncharacterized. Lineage: Eukaryota; Fungi; Ascomycota; Dothideomycetes; Pleosporales; Pleosporaceae. The coding region runs from base 1 to 1728 and encodes 575 amino acids. The record is from RefSeq and is a predicted model, not a curated record. The transcript is spliced from 3 exons.